Messenger RNA from Dreissena polymorpha, 3315 nucleotides. Its product is annotated as F-box only protein 31-like. Lineage: Eukaryota; Metazoa; Mollusca; Bivalvia; Myida; Dreissenidae. The transcript is spliced from 9 exons. Bases 120 to 1310 code for a protein of 396 amino acids. The record is from RefSeq and is a predicted model, not a curated record. Gene Ontology annotation, molecular function: protein binding.
CAUAAUUUAUAUAAUACAAAUUAAACCGAAAACAUAUAAUUCGUCCGGAAACCAGCACUGCGACGUGAGGAAACGGGCUCGAAACUGCCUCGUAGCGAAACCUUCAUUAGAGUUUCGCGAUGUUUUUCACGGAAUUACCACCGGAAAUUCUGUCGCAUAUAUUGAGUUUUCUCAAUGGAGUAGCAAUCACAAAGUUAUCAUUAACAUGCAAACUUAUGUAUCAGAUGUCUGAGUGUGACAUAUUAUGGAAACAACGCUGUUUACAUGAGUACAAAUUUACUUGUCUUGAAGGAUGGAAUCUUUCAUUUAAAGAAGUUUAUGCGAAAGUUCUUCACAAAUAUGGUUUUUUGCAUGGCCUAUGGAAGAUAAGGACAGACUGUUAUGGUGGACUCGUACAAGUGCAGUACACUGAUGGAAGCAUAGUAGGACAUGAAUAUUUUGGACAGCAAGACAUUAAUAAAGAGCUUAUAAAGGCAACCUUAUUUACAGUAUCAGUAGAGCCCAGCAGUGGAAUCUCUUUAGAAUGGCAUAGAAGAAUGUAUAAGACAACAACACCUUGCACAAUAAAUGCGGAAGGAUGUACGCCAUAUGAAAGAUUUUCCCUUGUGUGGCACAGAGACCUGAAUGAUGAGUCAGAUGAGGUGGACGAGAUGGCCAAGCAAAGGUUUGCAGCAGAAUGCAGGUUGAGAGGGGUACAGUGGCUGAUUCACUUUACAGGGGACAAAUUUCAGAACGUUAACAUACAAACACAGCAAUUUGAAAGACUCUACUUACCUGCUCCGUUGACUGUAUUGGAUCCGCUCUGUCCUCUCCGAGAGGGCCUCUUUAAGGGGAUGUACAGUGCGCACGGUACUGAGAUCAUGUUGGUGACUAUCAACUGGGAGAAAAAGGACGUGUCGGUGCUGAAAAUUUCAGGCGACAGUAAUGUCCCAGCAGGUGAAGUAAGUGUGGAGGCUGACCUGUCUAGGCCCAUGCUUCUCACGCGAGAACAGCAGAUUACCAUAGAACAGGUGGCUGCUAUAGACCGCGAUGCCCCUUUACCCGUCAUCGGUGAUGCAUUGACGUCCUUUAGACAGCCCUUUGUGAUUCCUACACAUGAGAGUGCUGAUAUGGAGGCGCCUGACAUGUGCUUAUGCAGAUAUCACGCACUUGGCACUGUUUCCCCUACGGGCUAUGUUGACCCACAGCGUAUCCCAGUUCACUUCGUUGUGUUUGACGCGGACACGUUCGGCGUUAUCUGGAUAGACCUUUACCACUUUUCGUUCUACAGACGUGUACACGAGGAACUUGGGGCAUCAGGUGUGAGCUAGCUUUAUCAGUAUUUAUGCACUCUUUUUUGCCUUAAAAAUGACUAGAUUGUGUUGUUAAGUUAAAUUUUGUUUAAAAAAUGUGAGUACAAUUGAUGUUGUUUCUAUUCUUUUGAAAUUUAUUAAAUGUUAAUGUUGUUCGAACCAAUAUUACGUAUACAGAUAGCUUUCGUAGAGGUUGGUAUGACAGUCAAUGAAUGGAUGGAUUUUAAUCCCUUAAUAUCCAUGCUGAGUUUGAACCAUGGCAAAUAUGUAAAUAAUGGUCACACAAUGGCCUGGAUAUUUAAAUGGGCGAGACCUAAUUGUUCCAACAUUCAUAUUAGCAACUUGUUUACUAGUUUUUAUUCGCGAGACGUUACAAUAUUGUAAAUUGUAUCAUUUUAAUCAUGAGAAGUUGCAUAAUUGUAGCAAAUAAUUUAUUUUUUUCUCCCAUCUUAUAUCACCAUUAUUUUAACAAUUAUGCAAAACGUGUGUACAAUGAAGCACCGCCCGAUAUUAUACAUGCUGACUAUGUUAGAACAAGUUGUUUUAACGACUUAAUGAGUAACCCUUACAGCGAUGUUUUUGCCCAAUUAGGAAAAAGUAAUGGUGCCAGCCCAAUUGGGAAAAAUAUGUGCGAAAACCCCUGAAAUUGGGAAAAUUUGCGUUGUGAAGUCUUCAUAUUGAGAAAUUGAUGAAUUUGAUUAUUAUCCCCCGUCAUAGGUGGAGGGAUAUUGUUUUGGCUUUGUCCAUCCGUCUUUCUGUCCGUCUGGAUCCAUAUCUUGGAAGUGCUUUGAGGAUUAUGCACGGCAAAUGGCAUUGUAAACCAUCUGUUUAUAACAGAGUUAUGGCCUUUGUAUCUUGAAACAAAUCUUUCUUAUAUAAGCUUACAGCUUUAUCUCCAUUAACACAUGAGCCAGAGCCAUGAAACUUGCCAUAGUUGUUCUCAAUCAUCUGAGGUUGCUUCACAUUCAACACCCAUAAUCCUAGGGGCUAAGGUCAAGGUCACACAUUGAGGUCAAAGGUCACAAAUUUGAUGAAUUAUUCAUGAUUUAGUCAUUCCUUUACUAGGCCAUGAAACUUGCUAUAGUGGUUCUCAAUCAUCUGGGGAUGCUUCACAUUCAACUCCCCCGCCAUAGGCUGACUGAUAUUGUUUUGGCGUUGUCCGUCCGUCUUUCCGUCCGUCCAGAGCCAUAUCUUCGAAGUGCUUUGGCAGAUUUCAUUGAAACUGUGUAUGAGUAUAUAUAUGGAAAAGAGGAUGAUGCACGACAAAUGGAACUGCACACCAUCUGUUAAUAACAGAGUUAUGGCCCUUUGUAUCUUGAAAAAAAUGCUUUUUAAUAUAAGCUCACAGCCUCUCAAUUAACACAUGAGCCAGAGCCAUGCAACUUUCUAUAGUUGUUCUCUAUCAUCUAGGGAUGCUUCACAUUCAACACCCAUAAUCCUUAUGGCUAAGGUCAAGGUCACACAUUGAGGUCAAAGGUCUACACCCAUCCAUAAACAAAAUUUAUUUCGCGGGGUAUAUCAAUUGAACGUAUUUGCUUUUUUUUCCUCCCAAAUACUUACAAUUGAUAACUCGGUGUUUUCAAGUUGUCAAUAUUAUAUUUACUUAGGUUCAAGACAUAGAGGUGCAAAUGGAAACUAACUAAAUAUUAUUUAUAAAAAAAACUUAAUUAAUUAUUUAUUUUGGAAAACAUUAAAUUGGGAUUUUUUUGUACAGCGAUUGGGAAAUUUGUAUUUUUUCCUUAGAGGGAAAGUGCCGUUUUCCGAUACUUUAUAAAGAAGGACAAAAAUCGCUGGCCUUACUAGUGUGGUAAUUGUUGUAAAUUACAUUUUGUUUGAAACAUAAUAUUGUAUUUGUAAAAUAGCAAAGAUACAUAUAUGUUUGUGUUGUCCAUUGGUAAAAAAUGUAUUAUCAUAUGUGUGAUUGUCGUUCAGAAAUUAUGUUUAAUUGUGUGAUUGUGUGUGAUAUAAACUAAUAUCUGUGAUACCAAAAUGUCCAUAUUUAUUAAUAAAGACGAAUGUAUGA